AUGUUAUGGUCCCGGACAGUCAGCUCGCUGAUCAAGCAGGCGAUCAUGAUCCAGGAGGAGCCCCGCAGGGUCAACGUAGACGAUCUGACUUGGGAUGAUUGUGCAAACCCAAACGUGAGUGCGACGUCGAUCGAGGAUGCGGAAGAUGGGGUUGUGUUGGAGCAGCCGGUGCGGUAUGCGAAGCAGGCGCGGUACGAGUUCUCCAAGGCGGAGCUCAAGGAGCUGGAGCUGAUGGCAAAGAGGAGGAAGGUCGUGCAGAUGGAGCCUCGUGGGCGGUCGCUGACGAGGAGGGAGCAGGCGAGCAGGCUGAAAGGGAAAGUAGCUCAGGUCAACCAGCAGUCAGAGGUCCUCCUCCAAGUCUGCUCGGACUGGGCCAGGGAGGAGCAUCUGCUGGUUCAGAACAGCUCCAUCCAAGGAAUCUCUCGGGUAGGGAAGAAGAACUACAUCGGAGAUGAAAAAUCUUGGAAGAAAGCGAUGGAAAGCUUUCGAAGAGGAGGAGACUGCAUGGCCUACGACCCUUCUGGUCACAACUCACUUCACUACAUGGCGACAGUCAGCAGCCAACUCGGGCAGGAAGUCCUGAAAGCUUUCUUGGUGUCCGGAGUUGAUCCAAACUGCGCGCAUCUCAUCUCAGGGAAGGGACCCCUUGACUUUGCGCUCGAGGUGGGAAACGUGUGGGCCGUCCGAGCUCUCCUCUCAGCCGGGGCCCUGCCCCUGUGCCCAGCUGAGAACGAGGGGGGUUGUCACUUGCUGGAGUUCGCCGCCCUCCAUGGUUUCUACCAGGAGGUGGGGAAGAAACUCAGCGACGCUCUCUUCGACGGCAUCAGGAGCAGCGCCCAUGAGACGGCGGAGGUCAAGGACGAAGCUGGGAGAUCGGUGAGGGACGAUGGGAGGGAAGAUGAGGAGGAGCAGGAGGAGGAGGAUAAAGAAGUUUUCAAAUUGUUGGCAGACUUUGGCCUCAACUUCAACUUGGCAGAACCGACAACAGGAGAGACCGUGUGGGAGAACGCAAGGGACAACGGCUGGAGGGAGGAGGAGCUGAAGGAGCUAUUCAAACGGAGUUGA
Messenger RNA from Guillardia theta CCMP2712, 1065 nucleotides. RefSeq lists its product as hypothetical. Lineage: Eukaryota; Cryptophyceae; Pyrenomonadales; Geminigeraceae. The record is from RefSeq and is a predicted model, not a curated record. Bases 1 to 1065 code for a protein of 354 amino acids. The transcript is spliced from 12 exons.